Messenger RNA from Oryza sativa Japonica Group (Japanese rice), 4306 nucleotides. The record is from RefSeq and is a predicted model, not a curated record. Lineage: Eukaryota; Viridiplantae; Streptophyta; Magnoliopsida; Poales; Poaceae.
UUCCUAAUCAAUUAUAACACUCUUUAUUUAAUUUUAUCUAGUUUUUUUAAUACUCAUGUCUAGUCUUAAAACUUCUUUUAUAUUUUAAGAUGGAUAUUGUAUCAUGGAAUGGAUCAGCUAGCUAUUUGGUGAGGCUCUCUUAAAUGAUGCUGCUGGGUGGCAGCUGAUUGCUGGGUUGGUGCGUUGGGAUCGGAUAAAUGGCCUUGGCAAAUGUGAUCAGCACUGUGUCCUACAAAAUCGCAAAGGAAGAGCCUGGAUGCAUGCAUAUGCAUAUGCACAUGCGCUAGCUCUCUUUUCAGCAAUGGGCACCGGGAUUUUGUACGGUGAGUUCUUCCUCCUACCAAUUGCUCACAAGCCAUAGCCAUAGUUGUGCAAUGCUUUCUGUUUGGCAACCUAAAUUGACUAAGGAGUAGUACACAUAACCUUUGGGUGUUUCAAAAUGGAUCCUGUUUCCCAACCCAAGUUGUGUGCACGGAAAACGGAACGGUCUAUUAGCGCAUGAUUAAUUAAGUUUUUACUACUUUUUUUAAAAAAUAGAUCAAUAUGAUUUUUAAGCAACUUUCAUAUAGAAACUUUUUUGCAAAAAACACACCGUUUAGUAGUUUGAAAAGCGUGCUCGCGGAAAAUAAAAUGGGAAAGUUGGGAACAAAGAGUUCCGAACACAAGCCGCUUACAGGUCAGAUGCUAUGCCAUUGAAACUGAUUGAGACCCAUAACAAUGCUUAAGAUCAGUACUAGUACAUGCAAAGCUGAACAUGAAAUGUACUAGAUCUGGUGCCACUAGGAAAAAAUAAAAAUGAUUAGUGUUCAAGAAUAACUUAGCCGCAUCAAAUCCCGGCCGGAUUCCAGGGCACAUCCGGUGCCGAGGCACGCAAGCGAAACACACGAAUUGGAAUUUCAGGAAAAAAAACACACGAAUUCUACCCAAAUCAAGUUCAUUUUUCUAAACAAUACAUACAAACUUCAAACAGAGCUUUAAUUGCGCGCAACGCAUCACUCUUGCCAACUGCCACGCCGGACAGUUGAAGCACACAUGCACAUAUCGCCGCACAUGCAUCGACGCCGACCUGCUGGUCCCGCCUCCGCUGGGCCCCGCUGGGCCCCACCUGCCAGCCAAAGGGGGGCCGUGACGUCAGCGUCUACCUAGCUCAUGGCCCCUCGUGCUGGUGUCAGAGACCCCCCCUGUACUUGCCAAGCAGAUAGGAGGAGCGAGGAGAGGAGCCCCCCUCGAAUCUUCUUCUUGCCUUGUGCUGUUAUCAUAGUACAGUGCUGUAGUAUUUGUUUAGUUUAGCGGGCGCCAUCAGCAACAGCGAAUCAUGGGAUGGAAAAUAACAAAAUGACAGUUCUAAGCAGCAGCAGCAGUAGCAGUUAUACUAGUCUAUUCAAGAUCCCCUUUUGGCUGGCAAUUUGGACAGUUCUUUCCAGUGGCAUUUUCCUUCUUCUUCUCGCUCUCUGCUCGCAGCUGGAGCUGGUGAAGCACUAGCUCAGCUGAUCGUUGCUGCUGCUUCUGCAGCAAAACGUCCUUUUCUUGCCUCCUCUUGAGUCUUGAUCUCCUAUGCCACAAGCUCCCAAAGAGGAACCCACAAGUUUGGGAGCUUCUUCUCCUUUCAGUUUUUUGCUCUUCCUCUCAAGGAGUUUUGUUCUUGCAUUUUGUCUCUUCACUCUUCAUCUCCUAGCUAGCUAGCUAGCUAGCUCUGCUCAUCUUGCCAGUUGCAAGGCUUAAUAGUAAGUUCUUUGAUGUAACGAGGAAGGAGUGUUGUUGUUGUUGGCGACAAGGUGUUGCCUUCACCAUUCCCUCCUCUCCCCACAAGGUCCAAAAGCCUAAACUUAGCAAAGGCGCCAUAAAGUAAUCAAAGCUGAAGAAAAAUAUUGGUGCUCCUUUCUCCUCCUCCUCCUCCAAGAUCCCUAGUUUUUCUUUCCCAUGGUCCAGGUUUUGCUCUGCCUGAUGCUAAUGGCAAUGUAAUGUAGCGGACAGCUGCAUCCCAUGCCAAGAAACUGGGGAAAGAACGGGUCUUUUUAAUCCAACCCCUGCACAUUGCUGCGGUUUCUUGGUCUGUUCUUGAUCCUUGAGCUCCUCUCGUGGCGGCAAUUGCAAUGUGGUGCCUGCAUUAGAGGCAGAGGCGGUUAGUGGAGAAGAAUAGGAGGAGUUGCUCAUCAGGAGGAAGAAGAAGAAAAGGAGCAAAAGGUGUCUCCUUGGUGUGCGUCUUGAGGGGAAAAAAAACAAGAUGGCCGGAGGCGAGGGCGGCGGGGCUGCCGCCGUCCCUGAGGAGGGGCGGUCAUUGGCGCUGACGCCGACGUGGUCGGUGGCCAUCGUGCUCACUCUCCUCGUCGCCGGCUCGCUGCUCAUCGAGCGCUCCAUUCAUCGCCUCAGCUAUUGGUUGAAGAAAACCCACCGAAAUCCACUCCACAAAGCAAUGGAGAAGAUGAAAGAAGAAAUGAUGUUGCUUGGUUUCAUAUCUCUGCUUCUGGCAGCUACAUCAAGAAUCAUCUCAGGUAUAUGCAUUGAUUCAAAGUACUACAACAGCAAUUUCUCCCCAUGCACCAGAGAAGAGGUUGAAGAAUCUAUAAAGAUUAAGCAUGCCGUAUCUAGUGCACGCAAGCACCUAAUUGAAGUCAUUCUGCACCAUGCGGCCAGGAGGAACCUUAAAGCUCGUUACCAUCAUAAUCAAAGUUGCGCUGAGGGAUAUGAGUCAUUUGUUUCACAUGAAGGUCUGGAGCAGCUGCACCGCUUUAUAUUUGUCAUGGCAGUAACCCAUGUGACAUACAGUUGCUUGACGAUGCUGCUUGCUAUACUCAAGAUCCAUUCUUGGAGAAAAUGGGAAGAUGAAGCAUUUAGGGAUAACCAUGAAUCAUUUUCUCAGAUUGCCUAUAUAUCAGCUACUAGAAGGCAACCAGCACUUGGCAGAUCUUAUUCAUUCCGCUCUUGGAGUGAAAAUAAUGCGAUCAAGUGUGUGUUUUGCUUUCUCGCACAAUUUGGUCAAUCUGUUGUUCGAGCAGAUUACCUUAUCCUCCGCAAGGGUUUCAUAAUGACCCACAAUCUUGCACCAACAUAUGAUUUCCAUGAUUACAUGGUACGCUCAAUGGAAGAGGAGUUUGAGAAGAUUGUUGGAGUGAGUGGGCUGCUGUGGGGUUUUGUUGUUGCUUUCAUGUUAUUCAAUAUCAACGGAUCGAACUUGUACUUUUGGAUAGCCAUUCUUCCUGUUACUCUUGUUCUUCUAGUUGGCGCAAAGCUGCAAUACGUCAUAGCAACUUUAACAGCAGAGGGUGCAAAGAUGAAUGCAUACGGACCAAGGAUAAAGCCACGGGAUGAUCUCUUUUGGUUCAAGAAACCAGAAUUUCUCCUGUGGCUGAUCCAUUUCAUUCUCUUUCAGAACUCAUUUGAAUUGGCUUCUUUCUUCUGGUUCUGGGGUUGUAUCAUUAUGCUGCAGUGGCAAUUUGGUUAUGAUUCAUGCUUCAUCAAGAACCACCUGAUAGUAUAUUGCCGCCUCAUAUUGGGGUUUGCCGGGCAGUUCCUGUGUAGUUACAGCACAUUGCCUGUUUAUGCCCUUGUCACUCAGAUGGGGUCAAAGUACAAGGCUGCCCUGAUCCCGCGAAGGAUCAGAGAGACGAUGCAUGGGUGGGGGAAAGACGCGAGGAGGAGGAGGAAGAAGCACCGCGGCGGCGACGACUCCACCAUCCGCACGGAGACCAGCACCGUCUGCUCCCUCGACGACGACGACGGCGACGACGAGCACGGCCAGUUCGUCGAGACCACGCCGUCGCGGCCGUACCUGAAGAUCCAGCUGCAGCCGCUCCGCAGCGGCGGUGGCAGCGCUAGGCCCGGCACGCCGUGCCACCCCGGCGUCGUCGGGCUCCCGCCGUUGCACAGCGUGUCGACGCAGGGCAGCUCGCACCCGAUGCUGCAGCGGCAGGCCUCGUCGCUGUCGGCGCCGUCGUCGCCGUCGCCCCGCGGCGGCGGCAUGACGAGGUCGAUGUCGAUGCCCGGGUUCGCCUCGCUGACGCGGACGCCCGGAGGCUCCUGCCCCGGCACCGGCGCCGGCACGCCGACACGCCUGAGCGACGCGCGUAACUGAAGCAAAGCACACACAUACACACACAUACAUAGCAGAGCUAUUUGUGAGAUAGAUGUAAUUUAACUUUAGGAAGGGAGUUCGAAUCGGAGGAAUUUUGGAGAAUUUUAGAGGAUUUCAACUAAAUCCUGUAAAAUUCGUUCCAAAGGAGUCCUGAGUGUAUUGGACUUUGUACAUGGAUCAACCAAUGGUAAUUGAAGCGUCAUUACUGGAGAACCUUCUUCCAGCUUUCGACAA